CUUGCAUAUUCGCGUAAAUAUUUAUUGGCGGAUUGAAUUUUUAUUUUUCUAUUACAAUUCAAGACAUACAGCAGUGUGCAAGUAGAUUUUCGACGCACAUGCAAUAUUAAGUAUCUGUUUGACUUUUUAUUUUAUAUCAAAAGCUGUUGUGAGUCAAAAGAAAAAAGAGAGUGAAAGAGAAAUUUUUAAAGUUAAUCUAUGAGCAAAAAAUAAGGUGAACAGACAUAGAUUCACGUGCUUUUUUGUGUUUUAUCUGUGGUGAAAAAAGUCGACGACCAUGUUCGAGAGGAGCUUUGGAAAACUUUUCCUAUUUAUUGCAUUUUUCAAAAUUCAUGGAAGUUUUGAGCGCGAAAUUGAACUUGGACCUUGCUAUUUGUCCAUACUUUCGCCAUGUGCUAACAAUUCGAUUCAAUUUCAUCUUUACUACAUAAAUUCGUCCGAUAAUAGCCCACAACAUGAUAUACUUGAUAAUAUCGCGCCAAUUCUUCCAUUCGACAAAAAUGAGAUAUCAAGUAGGAAGUUCAAAUUAGUAGUUCAUGGCUAUGGUGGGCAUACCGAUGUCAGUGGAUUCAAACUCAUUCGCGAUGCAUAUCUAAAGCAUAAUGACACAGUAGUAAUGGUUGUUGAUUGGAGUCGAUUGGCCAAACUUCCAUGCUAUCCAUCAGCAGCAAUAAAUACAAAACAAGCCGGUGAAUGUGCGGCACAAUUUCUUAUGGGUAUGCAGGAGAAUAAUGAUGGCUUCAAAGCUACAAAUGUCCAUGCAAUUGGAUUUUCACUUGGAGCUCAUGUAGCAUCUUUUGCAAGUAAUGCAAUUGAAAAAGCUUUUGGUUCAAAAUUUCAUCGUAUAAGUGGAUUGGAUCCCGCACUUCCUUUUUUUGCUACUGCACGGCAACAUUGGAAACUCGACUCUACAGACGGGGAUUUCGUUGAUGUAAUACAUACCAAUGCGGGAGUAUAUGGAAAAUUGGAAUCAUGCGGUCACGUUGAUUUCUACAUGAAUAACGGACAAUUUCAGCCAUCGUGCGCGAAAGCAAAAAGUAAUGAAUUUAUACAGUUUUUUGAAAUGUUCCAUGUGUGAAAAUGUGAAGGAAAUUUCAGGUUUCAGGAUAAUUUUUAAAUUAUUUUUUCAUUCACGA
Chironomus riparius is the source of this 1136-nucleotide messenger RNA. Lineage: Eukaryota; Metazoa; Arthropoda; Insecta; Diptera; Chironomidae. The record is from the annotation of a GenBank genome assembly.